Messenger RNA from Procambarus clarkii (red swamp crayfish), 8324 nucleotides. RefSeq names its product trichohyalin. Gene Ontology annotation, molecular function: protein binding. The record is from RefSeq and is a predicted model, not a curated record. Lineage: Eukaryota; Metazoa; Arthropoda; Malacostraca; Decapoda; Cambaridae. Gene Ontology annotation, cellular component: CERF complex. Gene Ontology annotation, biological process: chromatin remodeling.
CGGAUGUUGGCCAAGUCAGUAUCUGGUCUCUCGUGGUAGGGGAAGGGUGUGUUGUUUUAUUCUCUGGUCAUUUCCCAUGGAAGAUAUCCAGUCAUGGUGGGAGCUACCGAGUAUUGCACACUUUUGCUCACUCUUCAGGGCUGCCUUCGAUCUUCUUGACUUUGAUAUCGAGGAGCUAGAGGAGGCACUACUCACCGAUGGCUUGGACGACACCGGGAGCCCACUGUUGGUGGAGCUGACAGUACGCUUGGUGCAGGGCUGCCUACCUGGCAAGACAGUCAAUGCUACCAAUUACCAGAGUUAUUUAAGGAAGCUCUUCAAACACAAAUGUCAGGAGGAUCCUACUAGAGAAAAUUUAUUUGUUGAGGGGGAUAUGCGAUGGCUCCCGCUUAGACGAAAAGUAGAAAUUCUUCAUGCUAUCUGUGACUUCAGACUAGAAGCUGAAGAUGUUCUUGAUCUCUUAAAAAAUUUAGAAUCCGACAGUUUACGGGUGGAGCCUCUUGGGUACGAUGAUAGUGGCUCUACUUACUGGUAUUUUUAUGGCACCCGCCUCUAUAGGGAAGACCAUUCAUUAUACCACCCUCACAGACGGAAACCAAAGGAUAAAGACAAAGAAAAAGAAGAUAAAAGAAAAAAGAAACGAAAGAAAAAAGGCCAUAAAAAUGAGGAGACUGACGAGGAAGCAGAUAUACCAAAGCCUGUUUGGCAGGUUCAAUGCUUUUCUGAGGAGGAUUGGAACAUUCUCGCAGAAAAGUUUGAAGAUUGUGCGUCCAAACUGGAACGUAGUUUGUUACAGACUCUCCGUGAGGACUUCCUUCCAGAGAUUCCACGGCUCUUCCAGGAAAAAGAGAAGAUUCAGAGAAAGCGUAUGAUGGAAUUUGCUCCCAGAAGAUCUUCUGGACGGGUACAAAAAUUGAAAGAGAAAAAAGAGGAGGAGGAGAAGAAGAUGGCAAUAGAAAUUGUAGAACAGGAAAAGAGAAGACAAUUAGAGGAAGAUAAAAGAAAGAAAAAAAAAGAAGAAGAAUUGGUUGCAGCGGAAAAAGUUGAAAAGAAAAACAUUCGUGAAGUUUUGAAAGAAGAGAUAAUUCAGGAAAAAGCAACGCCAGUCAAACUUAACAAAUCUCCACGAGAAAGAAAAAGAAGUGAAGGCCAUGACUUUAGAGUAAGAGAUAAGGUGGACAAAAAGGUGGAAGUGAUUGAGAUCAAUGACGCAUCUGAUCAUAAUGAGGAUGUUUGGGAGGAACCAGUCAGAAAAGCUAGAAUGGGGAGGCCAAGAAAAAUAAGUACUGAAGAGUCCGAGGAAAAGGUUAAAAGUGGACGAGGAAGAAAGCCAGGUCGUGGGAGAAAACCAGGAAGGAAGCCUGGAUCACAAAGACAGGUUUCAAAAGAGGAAGCGACAGAUGAGGAGGUUGAUGAGAGUACCAAGCCACAGGUGUACAGUGGACGAAAAACCAACAACUCAUUAUCGUCGGUGGCAUUUUCAUUAAAUCACACUGCAGUAGUACCUGAGCCAGAUGUUACCAGUGUGAACUCUGUCACAUCACCACCCACAAAAAAGAAAGUCAAGAGUGCUCAUAUGGUUUUACAAACUGAGGAUGAUUUGCGGACAGGGAUGUACAAAGUUCUUGAACAUCUACGGGACCAUGAAGAUGCUUGGCCAUUUCAUGAUCCAGUUGAAGAGGAAUAUGCACCCAAUUACUAUGCUGUCAUCCGGAGACCGAUGCACAUCACUAGGAUGGAGGAGCGCCUUGAUGCUGGAUAUUAUUCUAAUCUUAAAAUGUUUGAGGGAGACUUUAAACUGAUGAUGGAUAAUUGCAAACUUUACAAUGGUCCAGAAAGUGAAUACACCCACAUGGCAUACACACUUGAGAAAGUGUUUGCUAAGCUCAAGGCUAAAUACCUUGAAGCAGACCUUUCCUCUGAUGAAGAAAUGUAUAUCGACAUGAGCUACCAGCAAGCAGCAAAGAGAAAGAAUAAGAGAAGAAGCAACAGCGAUGAGAAGGAAAACACAAGAAUAGACGGUGGAAAAGGCACACCAAAGAAACGAGGACGCAAAAAAAAGAAAGUUGGAAGAAAACCAAAGGAAAAACAUAAUAAUGAUUCACAUGUUUCACCAGAGAAGGAAAAAGAAUGGAAAAAAAGUAAAUUUUCCAGGGAAAAAGACAAAGAAAAAGACAAAACUAAGAAUAAAGACAAACCAAAGAUAGAUGAAUAUGAAUUUCGUGAUGAUGAUGAUGAGGAUGAUGACGACGAUGAUGAAGAUGAGUUUGAGGAACCGCCCCUUCUAGUUAGGGAAGAUCCUUAUCCUGAGGAGGAUGACGAGAUGGAGGAAGAUGAAGAAAUGGCAGAACCUCUUUCCAUUACUGAAGAGUCUCACAAGGAAGACACAAUAGCUGUAAAAAAUAAAGUGGGUAGACCCAGAAAGGAAGAUGUGAGUAAAAAAUUAAUUAAUGAAGUUAUGACUGGCGAGGGCGAGGAUGAGGAGGAGGAAGAAGAGGAGGACGAUGACGACAUGGAGCCCGAUGUCUGCUUAUAUUACAAUAAUAACGACUAUAGAAGUGAUGAAGAAGAAAAUGAGGAUGAGAAGAGCAGUGCUGAUUACAUCAGUGAAAGACAUAACGAAUUAUUUGGCGAAAUAGAUGAUAUUGAAGAUGAGGAUGAAGGUCAAGAAGUGGAUGAAGAGGAAGAGGAGGAGGAGGAGGAGGACGAGGAAGAAGACGAGUCUGUUGUGAAAGUCAGUGAAAAAAAUAAACAUAAUCAUUCUGGGAAACAGAGUAAAAAGAAAAGUGGUUCAUUGAAAGACAAAGAAAAAAAGAAGCACAAACACGGGGAGAAGCAUGAUAAACACCAUCACCACCACCAUCACCAUCACCAUCACCAUCAUAAAAGUAAAUCAAAAGAGGGGAAGCAUCAUAAGAAGAAAAAUAAACAUGCUUCUGAAAAGGAUGCUAAGAAGAUAUUGAAGGUGGAAGAUGUUUAUGACUAUUCAGAUGAUGAAGAUAAAGGGGAGAAUGUAGAGGGUAGAGAGGGUAAUAAAGUUGCAGUCAAAACCAAAGAUGAGACUGGGAAGAAAAAGAAAAAAAUCAAACAUCGAGGAAAGCAUGAGAAGCAUGGAAAACAUCAUGAUAAACUAGAAAAGCAUGAAAAGCACAAAGAAGGGAAAGCUAAGGAAAGUAAGAAAGAAAGUAAAAAGAAAAACGGCAAGAAAAAGAAAAUUCCAGCCAAAAAUAUGGCGGCAAUUGAUGCUUUGUCUGUGGCAACUGAACAGACACUUAAGGACAUAACAACAAUGCUGGAUGAUUCCAAUGUCCCACGCAUUAGUGAAUAUUCUUCUGCCAGCAACUCUCCAUCACAUAAGGUCACAGCUGAGGAGUUUGAAGCCAUUGCAUAUAAAAUUGAAGCGGAAUACAGAAGAAAAUUAAUGAUGGAUGAACCCAAAGAUAAAGAUAAGAAGGCUCACAAGAAGAAGAAAAGGAAAAAUGGAAAUGGAGGAGAUGGAGAAGAAGAACCAAAGAAGAAAAAAUUGAAAAAAGAGAAAAAACCAGAAAAUGAUAAGGAAAGUUUAGACAAUACUAAAGAACUAUUUAAAGAUAUUAAGGAUGGAAGAAUAAAGCCAGGGGCUAUUAUCAAAUCAAAAGAUAUUGCCAAGAAGGAGGGUGUUGUAAAAAAAGAAACCAAAAGCUCAACAGAGGGUAAGCCAAAAGCAAAGACCAACCCUUUCGGCAAGAUAAAUAAGCAAGAGCAUUCAAAGUUGACCACACUCAUAGCAAAAGCCAAAGAGUCACGAAUUGGGUUAGUACCGAAUAGCGAAGUAGGGGAUAGUCCCAAACUUAGUCUAGGUAGUAUUAUCCUCUCAGGAGACAUCGGCACAGGUAUUAAAUCAUCACGUGAAGCUAACAGCACAGAUGAAGAAGAAAAAUGGGAACCAAAAGAGAAAUGGGAUAGCCCAUGGGAAAAUAGGUGGGAAAAAGUUCCAGAAAAGGAGGAAGCUCCAUCUAUAAGAGAAGAGGAAGAGAAAGAAGAAAUCCCAGAGGUAGAAGAAUUCACAGAGAGAAUAAGUGAAGAGCCGCCACCAACACCAAGGGCUCCAGAAAUAAAGCAAGAGCGAGCAACUCCUAAUUUGAGUGCCUGGUUUAAGGCCUUUGGUACUCCCAAGCUCUCCUCAGCAGGUCCUAAGAAGAUGCCGGAUGAGCAGAUGGACAGUCCGAAGGAAGUAGAUGAUAAUGAAAUAAUUAAUGUUGAUGAUGAAGGUGAAGUAGAAGAAGCUGAGCCAAACAUACUGAAUGAACCUCCUCCAUCACUACUGCCACCACCAAGUCCAGAACCUCCAGUUUCUCCAGAGCCACCAAUCUCUCCAGAGAAACCACCCGAGACUCCGUGGUAUGAGAAAUUAGAUGAAAAAUUAGAAGAUGAACCAAUCUGGAAGAAAAUGAAGAUGGAAGACCAAGAAUAUGCGAUUCGGGACUGCAGUAUGCCUGAUGAAGAAGAUGACCCGUAUAAGUUUGAGGAAGAAGAGCUAGAUCGUGCUCGAGAAGAGGCUAAAAAAUUAGAAGUUGAACGACAGCGAAAAGCCUCGGUAUCGUCUUCCGGUGUAUCUGACCGCUCACCUCUUAAUCAUAGCUUUGACUCGGACCGUUCUCCAGCUGCAUUCUCAUCUGAGGGUGAACGCUCACCAAUGACACGAUCACCCCAUACUCCCGGAUUUGGCUCGAAACCAUUUUCACCAGUUCCAGAAAAGUCACCAAAUGUACCUGCUUAUUCUCCUAGAUUUGAAACGUCCUUAUCAAAACCAUUUCCAUCCUAUGAUCCAGAAAAAUCUAAAUAUCAGGCAAAUGGUGCAAUAAAAGUAGGUUUCUAUCAAGAUAUGACAGACAAGACUAAUGCUGACAAACCAGAAAAAAAAGCUGUCGAGCUGAAGCCAGCAGAAUCACCAGUUUACAGUCCCACUGUACCAUAUAUGAGUUCCUUCUAUUCCAGCAAAGCUGAAGCUAAUAAAAAGCAAAAAUCUCCUGCAGGCUUUGCAAGUUUUUAUAGUACAUCCGAUUCCAAUCUCGACAAAGCCAAAGCUCCCCAUUACUACUCAGCUUCUGCUCCAGCGACACCCACAAGCAAACCCUCCCCAGCUUCACUAACACCUGAUUCAGCUGAAAAGACUAAAUCACAGUAUGGUUAUUAUUCAUAUGAUACAACUAAACCCCUUACAGAUCAAUAUAAAAAUACUGGUUCAGUACCACCUCCCCCAUCACAAAAGAAGCCUCAGGGGUAUUUUAAUACCCAAGAUGCUUCAAAGAAACAGCCAUCUUUAUCACCAGCUGCCCACUCUGGCCCAUUGUCCAGUGAUUUAGCAUCUCCUGGGCCAGUUACACUGCCAACACCAAGUCCAGUUAUGCCCAUCAAAUCUGAGAUGCAGCCCCUAAAAAAGAGGGCACCCAUAGACCGUAGUGUUCAAGACUUCCCACCCAGUACACCAGUUGCAGUUGGGGGAGAAACCACUGUUGGUGGACCCACUCCACCGUGGACAGAUCCAAAAUCUGUAGAAGAUACUAUAAAUACGAGUAGUGUAGCCUCUCCUAAUGUGACGGUUCCAUUUUCACCACAUCCAUCUGCAUUACCUGCCAACCUGGCCAAUUUAUCCCAGAUUGUUUCCCGUAUUACAGAGCCAGAUUCUGGCAGACCUGCUGCCGAGAAAGAUUCAGUCAAGACACCUACUGAACCUCAGCGGACCCCUUCCACAUACCCAACUCCUGACACUGCUGUAGGGAAGGCUUUACCAUCUCCUAUAUUUGAUGUAACUGGAGGACAGACUCCUACACAAAGUCAAGUUUUAGAUUUAGAACGUAGUGGAAUAACUUCUGUUAAUGAUUUAACUAAAUUGCAUCAGCCAAAUCUAUCUGUUACUGGAAUAAUACCACCACCACCACCACCACCACCACCAGCAACAGCAGCAGCAGUACCAGCAGACCUGACCCUGCAGUUAGAUUCAGAACAGCUGCAGGACAUGUCAGUGCUGCCAAAUUACCAUCAGCAGAUUACCAGCCCACAUAUGCAAACACAGCCUGGUCUUGCCUCACCCCAACAGUUGUCCAAAGGUCCACAAACUCCUCAGUCCCAAAUACAUAGUGGUCCACAACCUCCAAUAGCACACCAAAAGCUCACAGAGAGUACUCGUCCUGCUAGUCGUGACUUGCCACCUGCUCAUGCCACUGAUAAGUCACACAUGUACCUGCAACAGAAAAGUAUGUGGAGUUCCAGUUUGGCCACAAGCUUGGCUUCUAGCCUAGCUUCUAGCUUGCCGCCAAGUAUUGUUACAAGUUUGGCAAACAGCUUAGGAAGUAAUUUGGCAACCACCUCAGUAAUUGCAUCUUUGCAUAAAAUGGGGUCCUUACCAUCUGAACGUCUCGCACAGGAUCGACUAACGCAAGAACGUUUGGCUCUUGAUCGUGCAGCUUUCGCUUCUCUUGCCAGUCGCACAGGGCAGGCAAAUAUAUUUUCACAUGAACUCUUGCAAAGAGGGUCAGUUAGUGCCGGACAAACUCAAGUGGGAAGUGGGCCAAGUAGUGGAGGAUCUUCAGGAGGUAGUUCAGCUGGAACUCCAGCAUCAUCAGGUCGCUCUGCUUCUAGUUCUAGUAGUGCUGCAGGCGGGUCUUCAACAACAGCCAGCAACAGUGUAGAGUUGGGUAUUGGACGUUCAUAUGCCAAUAUGAUGACUGGUCAAUCCUCUCCACUAUUUGGCCGUGGAGAAGGUGCUCUUACUCCAGGCUCUUUGCCACGUCCACUGUCUGGUUCAUCUUCCCCAUUUUUACCACAGUCUCCAGGGCUGAGUGCAGCAUUAGGUCUACCAGGAGCCCCUCGGACUCCCACUCCUGCCCACCAACAGUCCCAUCAAAGCCUGCCUGGAUUGAGCCAGGGAACUUUCCCAUCUUUAUCACGGGACCCAAGGGAUCCUAUCUCACAGUCUCACCCAUCCCUUCAGAUUCCCAGUCUUAAUUCUAUAUCAUCUACACAAGCUCAGACACUCAGCCACCUUAAUGCUGCCAGUUUAGCGUCAUACUCUGGUCGCGAUUCAUUGGCGCUAAUGAACCAAGGUAGCCGUGGGUCGCUAGCGAGUGGUCUAGUAGAUCCAACGUCUCAGCUUUACCAGCAGUACCUUCAGCAGCGGCAGGCCCAAGAGGAGCUGUUACUUAGAUCAGCUGGUGCCCACCCUUCUCAGUUGGCUGCUCACCAGUCCAUGAUGCUCCAACAGGGGCUCAUGAGUGCAGCUGGCUACUCCUCAGGCUACCCUCCCUCCCUUGGCCUCAGACCAGGGUCUUAUCAAGGCAUGAAUAGACCUUGGCUCUGAAGUUGUUAACCCACCUCAAAACUGCAGGCCCACCAUGGCUACAAAGAGGCCCAUCUUGUUAUCUGUUAAUAUAUUUGGGUUGCUGUCAUCCCAAGAUUCCUGUGGUUUUGUUUUGUUUUCCAGAAAUUAUGGCAUGCAGUGCAGCAGCCGAGUGCAAUAGGUUAAGUUCUUUCCUUUGUGAAAUAAGAGAACUAUUUUUAUAUUUACUUUAUCAGUAUUUAUAGAAUAUUUUUUAUUUAUUUAUAGUUUGAAGGCAUUUUUUGUUAUAAAUUGUAAUCCUGUUAAAAUUGUUUUGUUGUGAUUUUAAUAUAAUGCAAAUACAGUAGAGAAAUGUAUGCUGCCAAUAAAAAAAUAUAAAAUUUUAUUGUGCCACAUGCAAUGCAAGCAGCUGGUUUUAUCACAAAACAGGUGGUUUAUUGUACAAAAAUGUGAUUUAAAAGAUUGAAUGACUUAAGUUUAAUAACUGAUGUGUUAACAGCAGCUCUUAAAUUGGUCAGUUGACCUGGUGGGAUGAUGCAGCAAACAGCCAAGUUUGUACCCAUGUACAUUUGACUUCUGGGAAGUUUACUUCAUAAUACUCACUGCAUUAUUAUCUUAUCCCUAAAAUGUACCUGAAAACAACUGGGAGUGUAUUUGUGUCGAUGCGUCUUAAGGGACCUGGAGUGUAAGAUACAGAGUGUUAUGUAAUGAAUUACCCAAAGCUUGGUUAAAGCUGGACUGUGUUGGAUCUCAUUUGUCUACCCACUGGAGUGGCAGGUGUGGGGUGCAAGCCAACAGUACAAAAACCUGCCUGAGGAAGUUGUCUACCCCUGGUGGCUAGCUAGAACUGUAAAUGUGAUGUUGUGUUGUGGCUACCUAACCUUGAGGGCUCAGGCUCCAGGGACUACUUACCCUUCCACUACUCUGCAUAAUCUAAAUAUAACUUACAUUUUUAAGAAUUUUUUAAAAGAAAAUUCAGUAUUUCCUGCACGAUGCAUAAUUCAAA